Molecule: messenger RNA, 4492 nt
Organism: Entelurus aequoreus (snake pipefish)
Lineage: Eukaryota; Metazoa; Chordata; Actinopteri; Syngnathiformes; Syngnathidae
Product: protocadherin beta-16-like
Exons: 5
Coding region: 775-3693 (972 amino acids)
Biological process (GO): homophilic cell-cell adhesion
Cellular component (GO): plasma membrane
Molecular function (GO): calcium ion binding
Source: RefSeq, a predicted model, not a curated record
UUAGGGGGUACUUGAAUUAAAAACAUUUUCACAGGGGGGUACAUCACUGAAAAAAGUCUGAGAACCACUGCAUUAGUGUACCAAAGAAUAUAUUUUCCGACGGGGUCGCUGGGGGUGCUGGAGGCUAUCUCAGCUGCAUUCGGGUGGAAGGCGGGGUACACCCCUGGACAAGUCGACUUUUUCAGAAUGUGUUCAAAUUACUUUUAUAUUUCAUAUCAUUAUAAUACCAAUGUCCACCAUAUUUUGUUACUUUUCAUGUAAAUGUUGUGAUGACCGCAUGACUUGUAUUGACGUGUAAUUAUAGGUGAAUUACAUUCAUAUAGCACUUUUCUCUAGUGACUCAAAGCACUUAACAUAGUGAAACCUAUCAUCCAAGUUACAUUUUUAAACCAGGGAGGGUUGACUCACUUCUGUUACCUGAUAGUGAUGCGUUUGUGGUCCUUUUCAAACAUCCUCAGCAUGAGUUUUUGCUCUUGCUGUGAAACGACUGUAUUUUAUCAUUGGUCCUGCAGUUUCACAUGUUGAACUCUUAGGGACGCUGUAGUCCGUGAUGUCGCUGAUACAGCAGCCGUGCCUCCAUUAAAAGAAGACAGCCUACAGAGGAAAAAAGGCAAACCACAGGAAGAGACGCUUUGGACCGCAGCACAUAACCUCACUGGGACUAUUUUGUGAUAUUUUUUGAGGAUUAACAGACCCGAUCCACUCGUUGUUGGGAUAUAUUGCCUUUUGGAUUCGUUUUAGGCAGCACAGAGGUGUGUUUCUGUCCUGAACGUGAUGCCAAGGAGAACAAUGAGACGGCAAGUAGUGCUUUUCAUCUCCUUGCUGUUCAUCGGCGCUGCGUCCGCGCAGAUCAACUAUUCCAUUCGUGAGGAGAUGCAAGUGGGCUCCUUAGUGGGAAAUAUAGCCGAGGAUUUGGGUAUGGGCGUGCAGAGACUGAAGGCACGCAAUGCUCGUGUUUAUUUCGGUGACAGCAAACAAUACAUGGCGCUGAAUAAAGACAGGGGCGUCCUCCUCAUCCAGGAGCGGAUAGACCGAGAGGCGCUGUGCGCGCAGUCGACGCCUUGCGCGCUGCGCUUUCAGAUUAUUCUAGAGAACCCCAUCGAGUUUUAUAAAAUAAUUGUGGAGCUCGUCGACAUCAACGACCACGCCCCUGCCUUCGAGAAGGGCGACAUUAAAUUCAAAAUAAGCGAAUCUGCAGUGAUAGGCUCGAAAUUUGAUUUAGAGCGAGCUGUGGAUCUUGACGUUGGAAUGAAUGACCUCCAAUCGUACGUUCUAGAACCGUCUGAUAAUUUUGCGUUAAAGCUACACGAUCAAGCAGACGGAUCCAGGAGCGUGGAGAUGGUUUUAAAGCAAAGUCUGGACAGAGAGAAAAAGGAGCAUUUGCGUCUUGUGCUGACGGCUGUCGAUGGAGGAGAGCCGCAGUUGUCUGGCACGAUGCAGAUUCUUAUCACCGUGUUAGAUGCUAAUGACAACGCACCCGUGUUUACUAAACCUGUUUAUAAAGCUACUGUUGCAGAAAACACCCCCAAAGGCACCGUCGUGACAGUAGUCAGCGCCUCAGAUGCUGAUCACGGAGCUAAUAGUAAAAUAAUAUAUUCAAUCAGAAACACCAUGGACGAUGUGAGACAUUUGUUUAACAUAAAUGAAAACAGUGGCGAGGUCACGCUGAUUGGAAAUGUAGACUUCGAGAAAUCGCGCAACUAUCAAAUUAAUGUGCGUGCGAGUGACGACGGCGGACUGACGGACAGCUGCAAAGUCAUCGUGGACAUUGUGGACGCGAAUGAUAACAGCCCGCUGAUCAACAUCAUGUCUAAGACAAAUGUCAUAUCCGAGGACGUCCGAAGUGAAACCGUCGUAACGAUUAUUAAUGUUCAAGAUCAAGAUGAUGGCGAGAAUGGAAAAGUAGAGUGUGCGAUAAAUCCAAAUAUCCCCUUUGUGUUAAAGUCAACUGAUACUCAUUUCUACAGUUUAGUGACGGACAGUGAAUUAGACCGAGAGAGGUCGAGUGAGUAUAACAUCACAGUGAUGUGCUCUGAUGAGGGAGUGCCCUCCCUCUCCAGCAGCGUCACUCUCACCUUACACAUCUCAGAUGUGAACGACAACGCACCUGUCUUUGAGAGGAGCUCAUAUGAGGCCUCCAUUGGAGAAAACAACAUUCCAGGUCUUUCUAUAUUCACAGUGAAAGCCAGAGACGCUGACUGGAACCAGAACGCUCGCCUCUCUUACAUGCUGGAGGACUCCUCUGUUAACGGAGUGCCAGUCUCCUCAUAUGUGUCUGUUAGUGCUGAUAGUGGAGUCAUCCAUGCAGUGCGCUCUUUUGACUACGAGCACCUGAAAGAGUUUCAUUUCCGCGUCAGAGCUCAGGAUGGAGGUUCUCCUCCUCUCAGCAGCAACGUGAGCGUUCGCAUCCUGAUCCAGGACCAGAACGACAACGCCCCCCAGGUCCUGUACCCGGUCCAGACGGGCGGCUCGGUGCUGGCUGAAAUGGUGCCUCGUUCAGCAGAUGUGGGCUACCUGGUGACUAAAGUGGUGGCUGUUGAUGUGGACUCUGGACAGAACGCCUGGCUCUCCUAUAAAGUGCACAAAGCCACAGACAGGGCGCUGUUUGAAGUGGGCCUACACAAUGGAGAAAUAAGAACUGUCCGCCAAGUCACUGAUAAAGAUGCUGUCAAACAAAGACUGAGUGUUCUAGUGGAGGACAACGGGCAGCCCUCUCGUUCAGCUACAGUCAUUGUUAACGUGGCGGUGGCGGACAGCUUCCCUGAAGUGCUGUCAGAGUUCACUGACUUUAGCAUGCACGACAAGGAGUACAAUGACAAGCUGACUUUUUACUUAGUCUUGGCUUUGGCUGUAGUCUCCUUCCUCUUCAUCACCUGCUUGCUGCUCAUCAUAUCAGUCAAAGUGUACAGGUGGAGACAGUCUCGCGUCCUCUACCACUCCAACCUCCCUGUCAUUCCAUAUUAUCCACCACGUUACUCAGACACUUUGGGGACAGGGACUCUCCAACACGUGUACAAUUACGAGGUGUGCAGGACCACCGACUCCAGGAAAAGUGACUUGAAAUUGGACAGAGCUGCGAGUCACAACGUGCUGGUGAUGGACCCCAGUUCUACAGGAACCAUGCAGAAGAUACACAGUGAAAGGAACAUCCUGGAUGAACCUGACUCUCCUCUAGAGCAAAAGCCGCCCAACAACGACUGGCGCUUUAACCAGGGACAGAGACCCGGACCCAGCGGUCCCCACAUGCCAUACGGUACACACAUACGAUGGACGCCGAAGAGUGGGACAAGGGCUGCCGGAGGACCCGAGGUUGCCAUGGGAACCGGCCCCUGGCCCCAACCCCCAACUGAAGCGGAGCAGCUCCAAGCCCUGAUGGCCGCGGCAAACGUGGGCGAGGCGACCGGCACCCUGGGACCGGGCACCAUGGGCCUGACCACCCGCUACAGCCCCCAGUUCACCCUGCAGCACGUGCCCGACUACCGGCAGAACGUGUACAUCCCGGGCAGCACGGCCACCCUCACCUCCAACCCCCAGCAGCAGCAGCAGCAGCAGCAGCAGCAACAGCAGCAGCAGCAGCAGGCCAUGGCCCAGCAGGCCGGCCAGCAGGCGCUGCCCCCGCCCCAGCCCGAGCCCCCCAAGGCCGCCCAGACCCCGGCUUCCAAGAAGAAGUCCACCAAGAAGGAGAAGAAGUAGGCGGAGGAAUGCUUAAGGCAACCCCCCACACCCCGCCAUGAAGUAUCUUAUCUCGCUGAGGUCCAGGUGGACCACAUGGACGGUUCUGAGGGUUCUUUGGAAGUGUCUGGAGGGUCUUUGAGGAGUGGCAACACACUUGUAGUCAAUAGAUGUAGUUUGGCUGGGUAUGGGGGGUUAUUGUGAUUAUUUGUUGCUUUGGCUCGGACAAGAAACCUUGCAAGUGAUGUAUCCUGAGAAGUGUUAGUCUGAUUUAUUGUGCUCUGGGAAGUUGUAAGUACGCUUGGUCGCCAUCUUAUUUCCAUGUAGGCUCCGCCCGAGCAGGACCUCCCACUCCGUGGUGAUACGUUUGUUUUUACCGCUCUUACAAACUCGUCUGCAUGCUCUUUAAAAGGUUCAAACAUACUAGUUUAGAGUUGAACUAUGCAUUGCAAAAGAGGAGGACGUCCCCCCCCACCCCCCCAAACCUGCCCCCGGGCGCCCCUUCGACACCCCCCUGCCAAAUCAACAGAAUGCACAUGUAGCAUUUACCCCCAAAAAACGAAAUUUGUAACCAUGGUUUUGAGCAGGGCUGCAACAACUAAUCGAUUAAAAUCGAUUAUAAAAAUAGUUGGCGAUUAAUUUUGUCAUCGAUUCGUUGGAUCUAUGCUAUGCGCAUGCGCAGAGGCUACUUUUUUAUUUUUUUUUAUAAACCUUUAUUUAUAAACUGCAACAUUUACAAACUACGGAGCCCAUAAAGAGACAUGGGGGAAAACAUAUUUUUCUAAUUUUUUUUUUUAAUUUAAUUUUUUUUUAGACAUGU